Molecule: messenger RNA, 2465 nt
Organism: Lycium ferocissimum
Lineage: Eukaryota; Viridiplantae; Streptophyta; Magnoliopsida; Solanales; Solanaceae
Product: protein BASIC PENTACYSTEINE4-like
Exons: 3
Coding region: 1177-2118 (313 amino acids)
Biological process (GO): response to ethylene
Cellular component (GO): nucleus
Molecular function (GO): sequence-specific DNA binding; DNA-binding transcription factor activity
Source: RefSeq, a predicted model, not a curated record
UUUAAAUCUGGUGACCCAUUGUGAGUUCCUAAAUAUUGUUUAAUUUAUGGAUUCUUAUCGGAGGCGAGGAAGAAGAAAAUAUGAUCUACUUCUGCCUUUUUUCACACUCUACCCUCCGCAGAUCCCACUUUGUGGGAUUACACUGGGUAUGUUGUCGUUGUUGUUUGCUUUUAAGAUAGUUUAAUGUAUUUGUUGUGGACUUCUUCCUAUUAAUUUUCUCAUGCUGCAGAAUUCAAAGAUCGUAUUGAGCAUAUUUUUAACCAGCCAAUUGUUUGUGUAUAUGUAUUUGUCCACUUUCCACAACGUAAUGCUCGACCACGAAAAGAAAAUACAAAAUUGGAUGUCAUUUGAGGUGAUAAAGCAUUCUACUAGCUCUUGUAAAAACUUGAGAUAUGUGACUAGGAGGAAAUCUUGGCCAGCUCUUUGAUGUCUUUUAGAUGUUAAACAGCUUAAAUUUCUGCAUCAAUUCGAGCAGGAAAAAGAAGUCCAGCAAGUGUGAUAAAAGUUAAAACCUGAAACACGGUCCAUUUUUACUUAGUGGACCAAGGUAUCUCCAGUGUCCAAUAGAGCGGUGACUACCAAUCUAAGCAUAAAAUUUCAGGAUUUCUUUUUUGAGAACCGUUCAAUGUUUACUUCAUCUCCUGGUCCUUCUCUAGCCUAUUGGUACUGAAGAUGGCAAAAUAAGGAAGAAGAAAAGUCGAGAACCUUCUUACUAUAGUUUUUUUCCCUGAUAAAAAGCAACUGUCUCAGAAAUCUUCUUUUCGUUGUUGUAGUUAUGUUGAAUAUGUCUUGGUCUGUUUUCUCUAUUGAAAGGUCAUGAGUGCUUUUAUUUCAUUAUUUUAAACCAAUUCACUUUCAUUUUACUGAAUUUGUUAGUUACUUGGUUAUAGAAAUAUAUAAAGCUUUCUCUUUGCUGCUUUUGGGAUUAAAACAAAGUGGAUAUGUGAGACUGGAUGCUAGCUUGUGCAUGGUGUCAACUUAGAUUACUUCAGAUGAUUGGAGUUAGGAGUACUUGAUUCUGCUAAUUCAAGGAUGCAGUUUUAGGUCAAGGGAAACGUGAAUUUCAUGGCCUUGGCUUGAGAUGACUGUUGAGCAGAGAGCUAGUUGACAUUAGAUCCAGAAAAUACUAUAUAGAGGCAGAUACAAGUCUGCUCUUCAUCAAGCACGAUAGAUAAGAUGGACGAUGGGGGCCACCGCGAAAAUAGGAGACACAGAAUGGAUUGCUCCAGAGGAGGUCAUGCACCGUGGAACAUGGUACCUCCUUACCAGAUGAAGGACCAAGAGGCUAUCAUAAUGAAUACGAAAAUCAGAAUGAUAUUUGCUGAAAGAGAUGCUGCUGUUGAAGAACGGAAUAAAGCGGUGAUUGAAAAGAAGGAAGCAUUCGCUGAGCGAGAUUUUGCAAUCCAACAGCGAGAUGCCGCAUUUGCUGAGCGAGAUACUGCCAUCAAAGAAAGGGACAAUGCAAUGGCUGCCCUCCACUUUUUAGAAAGUACCAUGAAUGGCACAUUGGGUAGUAGGACACGUGGGACAAAGCGCCCCAGUCAACCUAAAAAUCAUCGCAACAAUAACACUGAUUCUGUUUGUAUAAAUAGGGAUGUGCCCGUAGCUGAUGCUUUUCCUAUAUCGGCCAUUUCAUCUGAAGCUGCUAAGGCACUCCAAGUAAAACGAUCAAAAGUAAACAAAGGCAUGUCAACGAAGUCAGCAAAAUCUCCAAAGAAGGCAAAGAAAGUGAAUGAAGAUUUGAAUCGGCAUCUUACAACGGAUGGAUCUAAAGCUGAAUGGGAUGCUCAGGAUCUUGGGUCGAUAAACCAGAUCCAGUUUGACGAGUCUACCAUGCCAAUACCUGUUUGCACAUGUACGGGAAUACCAAGGCAGUGUUACAAAUGGGGAAGUGGGGGAUGGCAGUCAUCUUGCUGCACUACAUAUCUGUCAGAAUAUCCACUACCACAAUUGCCAAACAAACGCCAUGCCCGUUUAGGUGGUAGGAAAAUGAGUGGAAGCGUUUUUAGCAGAUUGCUUACAAGGCUUGCAGUAGCUGACCACGAUCUGUCUAUGCCCAUUGAUCUUAAGACUUAUUGGGCUAAACAUGGUACAAAUCGUUACAUUACCAUUAAAUGAUGCAUCAAUGUUGGUUUAUUGGCUAGUUGCUUUUGCGGAGGGUACAUAUUAGGCCUGGAUGACAGAGAUGCUUGAUAGGUAUCCGAGGAAGGAAACCCAAGAGCUUGACUAUAUGAUCAAAAGCCCUUUCGGAUGUUCGCGAUGACCUUGUGCUGUGACUAAAUGCAAUGGAACUGACUUUUGGUUCAGUUAUUUGCAGCACUUUUCUGGUAUUUAUCGUUGGCUAUCUGUAUUUUGGCACUUAAUCUUGUACAAAGGAGUUUCUAGGAAUUGCAGGUAUACUAUUUUGAGCUUCUCCUUAUUCAUAACUGAUAAGAAAGCUUCUAUUUUUCAUGUUUCUCGUCUUA